AUGAGCGGUGAUUACGGUGGUUUAGGCAUUGUUCUAGAAGAAAGGGAACCGCCUUCUUCUACUACAACUUUCACUCAACAUAAGAAGUCUAUAACAUCAAUAUCGUCAUCUUCUAUAAUAACUCCAUCAGGAUCAGAAUCAAUGUCCAGACGACAAAGUCAUAAUGAAAUUUUGUUAACAACAUCAGCUGACAAAAUAAUUGGCAACACCAAUACCGUAGAUAAUGAGAUCUCAUCUCAAAUUUCAACUAUUAUGGACAUCAACGCAUCAAGAAGUUUAGAUAAUGAUGGAUUUGAACCUAAUAAUCAUGUUAACUCAACUACUACCAUUCAAGAAAAGUCAGCCAUAGAAACAGAAACUUUAUUACCUCCAUUGCCUGAUGAUUCAAGUGAUCUCAUUCCUCAUAGUAGCACUUUAAUCAAGAAAUCUUUAGUAGUUGAUACAUCAUCUAUCAGUGGAACCAACAGUUUAACAUCUCCACUAUCAUCAUCUAUUCCAGUUUUGAAUAAUCCAUUUACUGUUGCUAAUGAGGAUUUUGACAAUCAGAAUCCUUUAUCAACUUUAACUUCAAAUAAUACUUCAACUAAGGAAGGCGAAAUUUCAAGUUUGCAUCAAUCAGAUUUUUCUGAAUUUUUAAAUCAAGAUCAAUCAUUUUCAAAUUAUGAGUUAGAUUCACCAAGUCUCGUUAUUGAUUCGUCAAAUUAUCAAAUUUUCCCUUCAUUAACUCCAAGUAAUGGCAAUAAUUCGGCUGCCAAUUUAAAUAAUGGUUCAACUUCAAUAGCUAGUACCAUGAGUGGUAACAAUAAUCAAGUAAAUGCUCCAUCUACGAAUUCAUCAUCUACCAAUAAUAGCUCCUCUCCCUUAAAAAGAUUAAAAAGUUUGAAAAACGGGAUUAGAAAAUUAUCAUUAGGAAGUAGUAACAAUUCAUCAAGUUCCUUGCCACCUCCAUCUACUGCAUCGCAAGUACCACAACCACAGCCAUUAAAAACAAGUGUGUCAGCCAGACCUUCAGUUAGCCCUUUGCAAGAAGAGCUUGUGACAUCAUUGUCUCAACCACAACCUUUCCGUCAACAACAACAGUCACGAUCAUCCACGUCUUCUUCAUCCAAUUCAAGUCUUUUAUCCCAUUUGAAUCCAAAUCCUACAACUUCUUCCGUGAAUACCAAAGGUAAGAGAUCAAGAACCUUAUCGAAUUCAGCGAUGUUAACUCCUGUUACUCCACCAUUAACUUCACCAAUAAUUACUAUAUCUGAAAAUUUGUCAGCCACAAAGAAGGCAUUAUCAAACAUAGAACAAAAUUAUUUUGAUGUUAUCAAUUCAAAGUUUAACAGUCAAGUACUUUCAUCUUCAAGUGAAUCUGAAUCGAGUAAUAGUAUACUUCGUCAUCAAGCUCGAGAAUCUCAAAUUGUGAAUGAUUCUGAAUUUGUUAGUCGUGGCAGAGUUAAUUCAAUUUCUGAAUUAACAAGUUCAAAUGAAUUAUUUGGUUAUGCCGAUUAUUUGAAACGCCAAAAACAAUCAAUUACUGAUGCAUUUGAAUUAACUAAAAAGCAUUUAAUUGAUAGUGGAUGGUGUUCUGAUCAUGAUUUGAAUAAUUUACAAUUACAACAAGAUUCAUCAAUGAGUCAAUUAGAUACUAAAUUGUUACAAAUUGAAGAGAAAUUAAAUCGAGAAUUCGAGAUAUCAUUAUUAAACGAUUCAUAUAAUGAACAAGUCAGGUCAAGAACUUCUUCAAUGAAGAAGAAACAAUUGGCCAAGGCAUUACAAAAUGAAAAGGAUUUACCCAUAAGUCCAAGUUUAAAAGUCUUAGAAAGUAGAUGUUUUUCAUUUGCUGAUAUCUAA
Scheffersomyces coipomensis is the source of this 1839-nucleotide messenger RNA. RefSeq lists its product as uncharacterized. The transcript has a single exon. The coding region runs from base 1 to 1839 and encodes 612 amino acids. The record is from RefSeq and is a predicted model, not a curated record. NCBI's taxonomy places the organism in Eukaryota, Fungi, Ascomycota, Pichiomycetes, Serinales, Debaryomycetaceae.